UAAGACAUCACAAAUGCAUGUUUCAAACUGCAAGAUGCAUUUGUGCUUUGGCUGCUCGAUCGGGUAAGGACGUUUUUAUCUUUAACGCAUGUAACGGCCAACAAUACAUCAGAUUUCCUGUGUGUGAUGAUAGUUCACUGACAGUGAUAAAAGAGGCCGACAAAUCAUACAAGGUGAGAUAUAUCUAGAUAUGUAUGCAUAAUAAAAUCUCCAUUAUACACUUGUUUACAUGAUAAAGUGAGAUAUACACUUGUUUUCAUGAUAAAGUGGGAUAUUCUCAUUAUGCACAAAAUCACACUUGUUUACAUGAUAAGUUGAGAGAUUUUCAAUAUACACAAAAACAUUUGUAUAUAUUCCUAUCAAGCAAGAAGUCUCUCAAAAUUAUAUCUUUCCGUUUGAUGUUGGAGAAUGCACAUCGUAUAGUACAAACAAAAUCUGUUUAGCCAGAUGUAUUAUCAUUCAUUGUGAUGACAUUUUCACAGAUUUUUUUUUCAACCGGUACCUACGUGAAAACAACGCUCCAGUUUAACAUAGACUGGUUCCUCCAGACGUAUGUGUAUCCAUCUGUGGCGGAUGUUGACAAAAGUUCCGGUCUGUGUGGCAUUCUCGGAAAGGGGACUGUAAACGAUCUGACAAGAAGGAAUGGGGCAAUAGACGAUCCAAAUGAUUUUGAUACGAUCAACCAUCCGAAUGACUUCUCGAUGUCCUGGAGGGUAGAAGAUGAUAAAGACCUUUUGAAUCCUAAUAUGGAUCUCGACACACUGACUUCUCUGAGUCGUGUUAAAACCCCACUAUGCACGUGUAACAGUAAAAAGACGGAGUGUAGUUAUAUAAGCUACACGGAUUGUGGGACUAUUUCAAGGGGAAAGCAAUAUCCGUGUCUAGUUCGCAAAGCCAGCAGUAGAAGAAAGAGGAACAUAAGGUCGUAUAAUGACCGUCCAGUUAAACACACAGACGUACUGAGUAAGAGGAGUACAAAGAGAACAAAACGAGAUGUCACACUCUCGGCGGAUGAAGCGACAACUAUUUGUAAUGCGGCUUUUGAGCAGUCUAUCACCUACCAAACCUGUUUUGAGAACGUGGCGGACUUCUCCAACGAUUCUAUUCAGAAUUGUGUAUUAGACGUCAUGGUUAGCUAUCGGCUGCUUCAGCUCUAA
This is a messenger RNA of Ostrea edulis (European flat oyster), 1157 nucleotides long. RefSeq lists its product as uncharacterized. The coding region runs from base 468 to 1157 and encodes 229 amino acids. NCBI's taxonomy places the organism in Eukaryota, Metazoa, Mollusca, Bivalvia, Ostreida, Ostreidae. The transcript has 3 exons. The record is from RefSeq and is a predicted model, not a curated record.